Messenger RNA from Verruconis gallopava, 1266 nucleotides. RefSeq names its product ATP synthase F1, delta subunit. Gene Ontology annotation, molecular function: proton-transporting ATP synthase activity, rotational mechanism. Bases 124 to 798 code for a protein of 224 amino acids. The record is from RefSeq and is a predicted model, not a curated record. The transcript has 3 exons. Gene Ontology annotation, biological process: proton motive force-driven mitochondrial ATP synthesis. Gene Ontology annotation, cellular component: membrane. Lineage: Eukaryota; Fungi; Ascomycota; Dothideomycetes; Venturiales; Sympoventuriaceae.
GGCAGAAGCAGAGCAAGAGCUCCGAGAACCUCAUCAAAACGACCAACAUCGUCCUCUCCACCUCCACCUUUCCCAUCCACACUCACACCCAUCCUCAAUUGCCCUCUGAACAUCUCGGACAAGAUGUUGGCGGGUCGAUUCGCAGUUCGAACCGCGCGCACGAUGGCGCCGCGCGUCUCAAUGGCCGCACGACGAUGCUACGCCGCCGCAGCGUCGGAGACGAAGCCCCCGAUUGAACUGUACGGCGUGGACGGAACAUACGCCAGCGCUCUGUACACAGCAGCGGCGAAGACAUCUGCGCUCGACCCUGUGGCGAAGGCGAUGGAGAACCUGCUAGCCGUUAUCAAGAAGGACACCAAGCUGGUAUCUAUCCUCGAGGCACCGGCGCUGACCGCCGAAGACAAGGCCGGCAUCACGUCAGAGCUGCUCAAGCACACUGGCGGCGCGGACAAGGACAACAUCGUCAAGAACUUCCUCACCACCUUGGCCGAGAACAACAGGCUGGGUGCCCUCGCCGCCGUUGCUGAGAACUUCGGCAAGCUCAUGAGCGCCCACAAGGGCGAGGUCGAGCUCAUCGUCACCAGCGCCGCUCCGCUUGAGCCAAAGGUUCUCAAGCAGCUCGAGAAUGCUGUAGGAAAGAGCCAAUACGUCGGACAGGGAAAGAAGCUGAAGGUUGUGCCAAAGGUUAACCCAGACAUCCGUGGCGGUCUCAUCGUCGAAAUCGGCGACCGCACCAUUGAUCUCAGCGUUUCGGCAAAGAUGGCGAAGAUGAACAAGCUGCUCAGGGACCAAUUGUAAGAUUUUUAAAACAUAAACCGCUUUCGACGCACGUCCGUCAAAGUGUUUUGGUGAUGGUGAUCUGGGGGAGGUGACUCCUUUUCCUUGCGUCCGAAACCAAGAGAGGUCAUGUGUGCGAUAAGCAUGCCAGCAUAGACGUCGAAAAUGUGUACAGUUGAACUCCUUGCUAGCUUUUCUCAAUCUUGUGUACGAACUACAACGUGCUCAUUUCUACACUGGUAGCUGACAGGUGAAUUCUUGAGAAUACUCGCAUCAUCACUAUCCUGAUAGAUCAUAAACGGAUACCAGCAACGCGGUAUAUGGUCACGCAGAAAGAGAAACCAGGAACUUGCAACCGCAAUCGGCCUAUCACAUACGACAGUUCACCCCGUCUUUUCCGUGUCUACGCUGAGGCCUGUGCAAAGGAAACCUCAACGACUACUAAUAGACCAGGACGCGUCCCAGCCCUUCAAUCCCACAAAGUGCUCG